Galleria mellonella (greater wax moth) is the source of this 896-nucleotide messenger RNA. RefSeq lists its product as uncharacterized. The coding region runs from base 1 to 888 and encodes 295 amino acids. The record is from RefSeq and is a predicted model, not a curated record. The transcript has 2 exons. Lineage: Eukaryota; Metazoa; Arthropoda; Insecta; Lepidoptera; Pyralidae.
AUGGAGAAGCACGUAUCGCUCGUUUCGAGCCCGAGGACGCCGUCCGGCUUGUUUGCUGCGGAGAAAAAAUUCAUUUAUGUGUACAAAAAUUUACCUAUAUUAUGGAAUUCGAAACAUCCACAUUACUCCAACAAAUAUAAACGGCACGAAGCUCUACAGAAGUUAUUACAGGUGUACAAAUUGAUAAAACCCGCGGCAACUGUGAAUGACGUGAGAAUGAAAAUAAACACUUUGCGAUCCAACUACAGAAGAGAAUUGAAAAGAGUGAUUUUGUCGAGAUCGCUCGACGAUUCGCCUGCUAAUGUUUACAAGCCGAAGACGUGGUGGUUUGAACAAAUGAGUUUUUUAAGUGAUGAAGUGCACUUAUCUACGGAUCUCAAUACAACGAACAAUACAAAUCAUGAAUGCAACGAUGUAGAAGAAAUUGAAAUUCCAUUUGAAACUGAAAUCUCGACUUCACCAGUUCCUGAUAUCGGCGAAUAUGUAAAAACCGAACCCUCACCGAAAAGGGAAAUUUUCAAAUUUAAUAAUAAAAACUCGAAUUAUCUGAAAAGAAGUACAGUACACCAGCCCUCGUGCUAUUGUUGUACACACUUGAUAAAAGUAAGAAAUUCGAUCACACGAAUAUGGGUAGAUAAAUUGGUGAAUUUGGAAUCGGAACAGAGAUUAAUAGCAGAAAAAGCAAUAAAUGAUAUUCUAUUUGAAGCUGAAAUGGGAACUCUAAAUAGAUAUUCUGUUAAAAUUAACGAACCGACAGAAGAAAGUUCAUCACCUUAUUCACAAUAUUUCGUAACCUCAGAGCAUGAUAUACCAACAAAAAUAUCUAAGGAAGAAUCCUUUUUGUCGAGUGAAAUUGGCGAACAUGUCGUAGUUCUGAGUCAAGAAUAAGUAUUAAA